This is a messenger RNA of Durusdinium trenchii, 2099 nucleotides long. The record is from the annotation of a GenBank genome assembly. NCBI's taxonomy places the organism in Eukaryota, Dinophyceae, Suessiales, Symbiodiniaceae.
CUGCUGGGGGGGUGGGGGGUUAGUUGCGAAGGCCGAGCUAGGGGGAAUGGCCUCAGAUGGUUCGGCUCAUUUCACAUCACUUCUCCACGAAAGGCGGGCAUUUUUGCAUGAGAGCCGCAUUCAACUGGUUCAGAUUCUCAGCGUGAUUUCAUCAUGGGGAAAGGCAUCCGUGCUCUUUUGGCAUUGGUGGGCGCCUGGGCGCACAACCAUGGUGGAAGCCACGACCACGACAGCAAUUGUAUGCACAUGACAUCAAUGGUGAACUACACCUGCCACAGCACCACUUGUGACGGAUUCAUGGCAUACAAGAGUGACCACUGCACUUCCAGCAGCAAAUGUCCAGCAGUGGUCAUCAUUCAGGACUGGACGGGCAUGGAUGACUAUGAGAUGGAGCGUGCACGCAUGCUCGCCGGCAUGGGCUACGUGGCGUUUGCUGCAGACAUCUACGGUCGUGGCACGCCGGCUGAGAACAUGGCAGAUUGGGGUGCUGCGGCGGGCGCUCAUCGUGGAAACCCUGAUCUCUACAUGUCCAAGAUCAACGCCGCACUUGACCAGGUCAAGACCUACGACUUUGUCGACACCACUAAGAUUGCAGUGAUUGGCUACUGCUUCGGAGGAUCAGGUGUGGUGAAUAUGGCCAUUCUCGGCUCAGACGUUCUUGGUGUUGUUGGCUACCACUCCGGCAUUCAAACCAGUUCUCGUGUCGUGAGAAGCGCGAACAGCACGGUGCCUGUGGUGUCCAAGGUCUUAUUGCACUCCGGCGUGGAUGAUGAUGCCGCCACGGAUGUGGCGUUGCUGGAGCAGGAGUUCGAGGCUGCUGGAGCUACCUUUGAGAUUGUGCGCUAUGGCUCAGACGUCCUUCACAGCUUUACCGAGUGGAGUGCCAAUUCUCCAGGCUUUGCGGUGUAUGACCACAGGGCAGACUAUCGGUCCUGGGAAAGCACCAAGCUUUUUCUGAAUGAGCUCUUUACUGGAUUGCCGGCAGCGGAACGUGGGCCAGAGAAUGCUAUGAUGCACACAGCCUUGCAGAACUACACUUGCAACACCACGACAUGUGAAGGGUAUAUUGCAUACAACAAUACCCACUGCACUUCCAGCAGCAAGUGCCCAGCGGUGGUCAUCAUUCAGGACUGGACCGGCAUGGAUGACUAUGAGAUGGAGCGUGCGCGCAUGCUAGGUGACAUGGGCUACGUGGCGUUUGCUGCAGACAUCUACGGUCGUGGCACGCCGGCUGAGAACAUGGCAGAUUGGGGUGCUGCGGCGGGCGCUCAUCGUGGAAACCCUGAUCUCUACAUGUCCAAGAUCAAUGCCGCACUUGACCAGGUCAAGACCUACGACUUUAUCGACACCACUAAGAUUGCAGUGAUUGGCUACUGCUUUGGUGGAUCUGGUGUGGUGAAUAUGGCCAUUCUCGGCUCAGACGUUCUUGGUGUUGUUGGCUACCACUCCGGCAUUCAAACCAGUGCUCGUGUGGUCAGGAGCGAGAAUAGCACGGUGCCCAUGGUUGCAAAGGUCUUGUUGCACUCCGGCGUGGAUGAUGAUGCCGCCACGGAUGUGGCGUUGCUGGAGCAAGAAUUUGAGGGUGCAAAGGCAACAUAUGAGAUUGUCCGCUAUGGCUCCAAUGUGGUUCACAGCUUUACCGAGUGGCAAGCCAACAAUGCUCCCUUUGCCAUGUAUGACCACCGCGCUGACUACCGAUCCUGGGAGAGCACCAAGCUCUUCCUGAAGGAGCUCUUCAUGGGCUUGCCGGCAGCCGAACGUGCCGAAUGUCAGAUGACAACGACCGUGCAAGAGGUGCAAUCAAGCAGCGCCAGCUCCGCCACCGCCGGCGCUGCCGCUGCGGUCGCGUUGAGCUUGGCUUUGGCGUCUUAAGAUCUGGCUGGGCUGGACCAGUUGCGGCACCACGCUCUUUUUGGGCAGAUCGGGCUGCUUCUCCGAAGGAGGAGUCUUCCACGAUCACCGUCCUGAGCGGCUGUUUUUUUCGAAUUUUCAACAUCUCAGCCGGGAGGGUUGAGGAUUUUCAGAGUAUCCAACGUUUGAUGCUCCAAGACGGAGCCACAUCCUGACUCACGCUGCGUCCAUGUUCUUCUUUUUGAGCC